Messenger RNA from Tribolium castaneum (red flour beetle), 1782 nucleotides. It is a transcript of the gene APP-BP1, whose product is annotated as beta-Amyloid precursor protein binding protein 1. Gene Ontology annotation, biological process: protein neddylation. The transcript has 6 exons. Gene Ontology annotation, molecular function: NEDD8 activating enzyme activity. Gene Ontology annotation, cellular component: cytoplasm. The record is from RefSeq and is a predicted model, not a curated record. Lineage: Eukaryota; Metazoa; Arthropoda; Insecta; Coleoptera; Tenebrionidae. The coding region runs from base 133 to 1734 and encodes 533 amino acids.
CCAAAACUAGUGCAAAUUGCCGGCAUUGAAAGCUGACAUUUGGAGUGAAAAAGGCCGACAGUUUUUUAAAUUUUACAAGAAGUUAUUGUUGUGUAACACAUAAAAAGCCUUGUUUUAAGUUUUUAAUCGAUAAUGUCAUCUCCCGCGCCAAAGUCGCCGGAACAAAGCGAAAAGAGCAAAAAAUACGACCGGCAGUUGAGAUUAUGGGGCGAUCACGGUCAGAAAUUUCUCGAAAACUCAAAGAUUUGUCUAAUUAACGCCACCGCUUUGGGUACGGAAAUUCUCAAAAGUUUGGUUUUGCCUGGCAUUGGUUCCUUCACGAUUGUUGAUGGUGAAAAAGUAACUGAUGAUGAUAUUGGUUCAAACUUUUUUAUCGAGAGUGAUUCAAUAGGGAUGUCUAGAGCACAGGUAGCCACUCAAAACCUACUUGAGCUGAACCCUGAUGUUAGAGGGGACUACAUUGACGAGUCCGUUGACCACAUUAUGGCCCACAGUCAAGAUUUUUUUGACACGUUUUCUGUCGUAAUUGCAACGUGUUUGCCAGAAAAAGUUUUAAUGCCGCUCUCUAGACACUUAUGGGAAAAAAAUGUACCACUUAUUGUAUGCCGCAGUGUGGGCUUUCUGGGCUACAUAAGAAUACAAGUCAAAGAACACACCAUAAUAGAAGCCCACCCUGAUAACGAAAAUCAUGAUUUACGCUUAGAUAAUCCAUGGCCUGCACUUAAAGAACAUUUGGAUAAAGUUGAUGUAACCAAACUAGACAACAAGGAACGCAGUCAUGUGCCUGCGGUGGUUAUUCUGUACUAUUAUUUGGCGCAGUUUAAAAGCAAACACGGCCAUUUACCGAAAACUCGAGCCGAAAAGGAAGAAGUUAAAAAAAUGAUAACGGAAAGCCCCCCGCCUGAUGAACACGGAAUUAAGAACUUGGAGGAGAAUUUUAAAGAGGCUAUUCGCUACAUUAAUACUUGUAUUAACCCCAUCAAGAUUCCCCCAAAUUUGCAAGCAAUUCUGGAGGACGAUAGCUGCAUAAAUGUGAACCAGAACAGUUCACCUUUUUGGGUUUUAUGUGCGGCCUUGAAGGAAUUUGUUGAAAAAGAAGGGGCGCCCCCUUUGAAAGGGACUUUACCAGAUAUGGCAGCUGACACCAGUAGCUACAUCACGUUGCAACAACUCUACCAAAAACAGGCUCAAACCCAGUGUGAAAUUAUCUACAGGAGGGCGUUAGAAAUUGCGCGAAAUUUGGGCCUCUCUCAAGAGACCAUAACCGAAUCUGAAGCUAAGCUAUUUUGCAAGCAUGCGAGUGAGUUACAUGUGAUUCGUGGCAGUUGCAUUGCUGAUGAAUAUCAAAAAACUAGAGUAGAUCUAACGUCAUGUCUUGAGGAUCCUGAUAGUUUGAUGUUCCAUUACAUAACUCUAAGAGGGCUAGAGCGCUUUAUCAGUGAAUUUAAUAGUUAUCCAGGGCAAUUGGAUGACCAUGUGGAGCCUGAUGUGCUUAAAUUGAAGGGCAUUAUUGGGAAGUUGUUAGGAGAGUGGGGUUGUUCACAGAUAAUCAGAGAUGAGAGGGUACACGAAGUUUGUCGCUACGGGGGCGCUGAACUGCACUCAGUCUCGGCUAUUUUGGGCGGAUGUGCGGCUCAUGAAGCCAUCAAACUUAUAACUCUGCAGUAUAAGCCACUAAACAACACCUUUAUUUACGAUGCAAUUACCUCAACUUCUGCCUCGUUUACUCUUUAAGUGGUUGAUUUGUUAUUAGGUUACUAAGAGUAAAGUUUUUAAAACGCU